This is a messenger RNA of Aspergillus eucalypticola CBS 122712, 632 nucleotides long. RefSeq lists its product as uncharacterized. The coding region runs from base 139 to 582 and encodes 147 amino acids. Lineage: Eukaryota; Fungi; Ascomycota; Eurotiomycetes; Eurotiales; Aspergillaceae. The record is from RefSeq and is a predicted model, not a curated record. The transcript is spliced from 2 exons.
CUGAACUCACUUCUGAGUGGUGUUUUCUUCGUGCAGAUACAUACACACUCAACUCAACGCCCUUCAAACCUACCACUAUCAAACCACAACUCUACAAUCCUACAAUCUCACUGUCUACACGCACAGACACAACAAACAAUGCCCCCUUCAACACCUCAAUAUCAAUCGCAUCCUCGUUCCCCCUCCACCACCUCCGACGGAAACAACACCGUCACUUGGGAACAUCUCGAACAUGCGCCGCCGUCACUUCAAUCUCAAUCAAGAAAAACUACUGCGGACAACCAUUCCGAAAGGGUCAUUAGCCAUGAAAUGCAUGCACGGUCUGGGGCGGUGCAUGUUGAGGUUAUGAUGGGUAUGCAUGACGGGAUUGGAACUGGGACGGGGAAGGGAAUGGGGCCUGGGGCUGGUAGGGCGCCGGCUAUUAGGAUUCAUCCGCCUGGGGAUACGGUAUCUACCCUUCUGUCUGGUGCGAGUGGUGUGGGUAGUAAUGGGGACGAGGGAAGUGGAGGGUGCUCUACGAAGUCUGCUUCUUUCUCUGGGAGUGAGAGGGGUUGGGGAGGUGAAUUGGGUGUUGAUUUAUGAUGAGAUUCUUUGUUUCUGGGUGGUGAAGCAGUGAAAUGGGAUGUAUGCAC